Penicillium subrubescens is the source of this 1079-nucleotide messenger RNA. RefSeq lists its product as uncharacterized. Lineage: Eukaryota; Fungi; Ascomycota; Eurotiomycetes; Eurotiales; Aspergillaceae. The transcript is spliced from 2 exons. The record is from RefSeq and is a predicted model, not a curated record. Bases 435 to 1079 code for a protein of 214 amino acids.
CCUCAUUAAGGCGGCGGCAGCUCAAAUAGGAACCGCUCCAUCUUGCGAUUCACCGAAUUACGAUGUCAGCUUUGAAGAACAACGAAGGCUUCGAAAGGCGGCAGAGCGCCACGCUGGCGGGACCGAACAGCGACCCUAGCCCCACGCUCUGUUCCUCCUUUUCGCUCGCUCCAAUAUCCAGACCAUGACAGAUUAUCUAGGUUCAGCAACCUUACGUUCCCCGGAAUUACGCCUCUACCUCCAAUUAGCACAUCCCCAGAUAAAUCUCUUUGAUAAAUUCCUGGCUAUGUCGGCAGUCCAUGGUCCUUCCCCGCGGGCCCUAUCCACGAUUUUUGGUUCCGCAAGGUUGGUCCCACGUCCCCCUUGAUGUGGGCCAAGUAUAUAAAACUUCUCAAGCCCGAGGUUGCUAGUCAAUCAAGAAUCAAUUUAUCUUCAUGACACUGGACAAUUCCUAUCCUGAUAAAAUGGACAACGCAUUGGAACGAGAAAUGGACGAGCAACGAAUCAAGUCGCUGCUCACCCGAGAAAGAUACUACAGAGAUACGGCUCAAUGGCAGAACCUCCGCGACUCUUACCACCCGGACGCAUCAAAAACAACAAUUAAGAUUACUUGGUACGAAGGUGAUGCGGAUGGCUUCGUCUCCGGCUCUCAGGCGAUGGCCCAACGAGGAGCAAGCUCAUCGCACACGAUCUGUCCCGUGGUAAUCCAUUUCGAUGAGAAGCAUGAAAAAGCUCUUUCUGAGUCCACUGGAAGUAUCAAUUCUCGGUUCCGCAUGGAUGGUCAUGACUAUGACUGCGCCUCGUAUGCUCGAUUCAUUUCGCGGCUGGAGAAGGUUAACGGGGAGUGGAAAAUGUUGACAUUGGAGGCUAUCUACGACCGAGAUACGAUUACGACUGCACUUCCAAUGUUGUCGACUCCUGCAACGUUUGACAUGAGGGGUCAUAGAGACAGCUAUCGGUGUAUUGGCUGGCUGCUGGCUGGGAAGGGGUUUGAGAUUAAUCGGGAUCUGCCAGGAACAGACCGUCCAGAAUCUGUUACAAGACUGAUGGACAAGGCAUUUACCUGGCUCAAGUCUUAG